AAACAUUGACCUUUUUCCAGUGAAGUGAAAGAAAAGAGGCAGAAACAUUUUCAAGUUCUACAAACUGAAGAAACUCAUGAAGCUUAAAGGAUGUUUGAGACGGUGUUCCUCAUUCAGGUGAGUAAAACCUGUUUACCUCUAUUUAAUUGAUACAGCAGAUUAGAGCACUGAUGGUGUUUCCUCUCAGAUGCUAUUGCUGCAAUGCACGAGUGUCCAAAGUGAGACAGAGAGUCAUGCAAAGUGUGGGGACAAUGUGACCCUGAAGUGUUCAGGUGUGGAGAGUAUGGAGUUCAUCUCUGUGGCCUGGUAUAAGGUAAGUGAUACGUUUCAGCUGCAUCUGUCUUUUAAAUCACACAGAGAUGGUUUUUAUGUUCCUUUCAGUCAAAAAUGAAUAAAAAAAAUAAAUAAACAUGUGGUUAAAAGUUGUGAUUUUAACAGUUUGAUAAGCAGAAGCCCCAUGGCAUCGUUAGGAGGGAUAAAGGCGAAGAUAAUAUUCAGGAUUACAACUUCACUCGUCCGACCGUAUUCAAAGAGGACCAAAGUUUGUUCCUGAGCAGCGUGGUACCUGAUGAUUCUGGACUCUUUGAGUGUGAGAUCACUGCAGACCUGGGCCAUACAAACCUGCACUCCAAAGUCAAACUGACGGUUAAUGGUGAGACAGGAAUUUCAUUUACAUUUAGACACACAUCUGAAAAGUUCAACAAUAUAUAUAUUUUUAAUAUUGUGCUGUCUAAAACAGAUAGUAUAAUCAUAAGAGUAUUUCAGGUUACUUCAUCUUGGGGGGUAUUUAAAAAGCUCAAUCUAUGGUGUGUGUCACAGCAUUAACUCGUGCACUGUGUUCCCCACAGUGGAAAUAAAUCUGGAAAAUGUUUUAGAUGAUGGUAAAUCCCCAAACACUAGUCUACAACUGUAUGUGGGUUUCAUUUUUGUACACCUUUGUUGGGUUGAGAUUUUGUGGUGGAAAUUUAUAACAGUGUUUAGAGAUGUGGGUGUGCCAAGCCCCUCCAGAAAAAGGUGUUAAAUCCUUUUUUUUUUUUUUAGUUUUAUUGAGCAGAGACAUGUCAUCAUUUUCAUUUUUCUUCAGAGUUAAAACUCUGUAUUUAUCAGAUAAUAUAAAAGUGUGGACCUUUGUGAGGCAGGGGUGAAUUUUAGGUGGAAAAUUGUUGGCUAGAUCAUCAUGGUGUUUGCCGACAAGAAGAAAUCACGAAAACAAAAAAUCUAAUCUGUGGUUCUUUGGUCACGGCUUUCAAAAAUGUCCAGCUUAACCAGCUUAAUCCAGUUUAUUAAAACAGUUCUAGAGAAAUUACGUUCAAUAAAAUGUGUUAAAUUAAUAAAAAUAAUAAAUAAAUAAAAAAUAAAAAAAACAUUACAUGACCCACAUUUGUUGACUUCAACCUCAUUUCUAUCCCAACUGUCACAGAACAUUUCUCGCCACAUCACACAACAGGAAACACUCAUCGAGUUCACCCAUCACCCCAAAUGAGAGCAAUAAUUUCCUUUCUACUGAGCCACCAGUUUAGUCCUACAUGUACUCAAUCUACAAUCUGUUUAAAACAAAGUGUGCACCAAUCAAAUUCUCAUAGAAAUUAUGUUGUGAAAUGUUUCUAUCAUGCUGAGAUGAAUGGUGUCUUAUUUUGAACACUGAUUACUCUUUUCUUUUUCUUUUUGUGGAAACACAGAGUGUGAGAAUGAGCUGAUGACAACAAUAACAUAUGAACAGAACAGCACACAAACGCCCAGUCAUGGACGCGAGGAGGAUCUGCCCGUGCAGUGGAGCAUCACUGGUGUUGUGGCAGUGGGACUCGCCAAAAUUAUUCUGUCUGCCAACAUCAUUUUGGUAAAUAAGUUUUGAUUUGUGUUUGUUAGGGUCAGUCAGUGCUGUGAUUUAAAACCACGUCAUUGGAUCAGGUCUGGAUUACAGUCUGGUUUGAAACUUGAUGAGAAAGAGAACUAAAAUAUUAAACUCAAUCAGGAGUAAAGUUAUUUUGGUGGAAGUAGAAGUUAAACUACUGGACUGUGAAUCUACUCAAGUUAAAGUAAAAGAAAAAACGGGGGCGGGGGGGUUUAAAAGUUUCUGUGACGUAAAUUAUGUAAAAGCUCAUUUUUCGAAACUCAACCCUGAAGGAAAACCAACAAGAGACUUUUUCUGUUACGAGGAAAAUUCUCGUCAUGACACCAUUAGACAUUUUUGUUGCAGAUUUUUUUUUUCCAUAGUUAGACUUUGCAGACUGUCCCUGGGGCUUUCAUGAUAUACGACGUUCACCUCUUGAUAAUCACAGUCAUAAAAUAUCACAAUAACAAAAUUGCAUCGUGUCAUUGUCUGUUUCUAACUAUGCUCAAAUUUAUGAUUUAUUCACAUUACUUGUUGUGAAACUGAAACUUUUCUAAAAACAAACAAAAAAAAUUGCCCAAUGAAAUAUGUCCUUGUUAUGCUUUAAUUUUUUUCCUGUCCUGCGUUUAGGUAGCUUUAUUUCCUACACUGUAAAACUGUGCUUUUAUUUUGAAAGCUAUGAAUAUACAAACUUUAUUGUAAUUUAUAUAACUUAAUGAAAACACUUAAAAAGCAGGUAAAAACUCCCAACUUGACAAAAGUUUUCCUGGUUGUUAUUCAGAUGUUAGCAUUUAUGUUCUUUUCCUCAGCCACUCAAAACUAAGUGCUCCAUGGUAGGUUAAAUUCCCCACAUAAAAUUAACCUUCUCGGGCUUUUGGAAAUUCUGUGGUUUUGUCAAGAUGACUCAUGUAGCUUUUUCAGCAUGGCAACAAAUAAUAAACAAGGGUGAUGUAAGAGACAUGUUUAUUUAUUAAAAUAUUAGUGUUGAUGUGUUGGGGAUGUUUUGGCUGACUUUUCGGCAUUUUUGAGAAACUACUUUGACAUUUUUUUUUUAAGUAUGCAACAUAGGGUCUACUAGGAAGAGAGGGGCAAUCACUACAGUGUGAUCAGGUAAAUAAUAAUCAUAAUAUUGGACUUUAAAAAUGCAUGUAAACAUGUUAGCCCAACUGAAAUGCAAGUACUUUGAUCAAAAAGAGUGCGGCCUGUUAUGUAAUGGACCAAGUAAUGUGGCCGUCGAGGACAAUGGAGCUCAAAGAUGUUUCAACUCAGAAAGGUGCAAAUGAGAUGCCACAACAGAGACUUGCUGCAGAAGAAGAAAUGAAACAAAUGAAACGCAAGGUGUGGCAAAGGGUCGACAGUCUACAAAGAACUGAAACCACUGCAUUUACUGCACCCUUCAGGGGUCAAUAAAGUUUUUAUUUUUCUUCUUCUUCUACUGUAUAGGUAAAUGCCCAAUUUUGAACCUCAGGGUGACAACCAUGUAAGGCGAAUGGCAGUGACAUUUUUCACGUGGUUUAGUGAGUUUCAUAAUUCGCAUAGGUGUUAAUUUUUGGGGACCUGAGACAGCUUUAUGAUGACUGUUGCCGAGCUGCAUUUGCAGACAAGCUAGACGGGAACACGCUCACUCUGAGGCUUCGUUUCCUCUACAGGGGGGUACACACAUUUUUCUUUUUUGAUACACGCACCGUGGGUGGGCUUGUUUCCAGUUGACUCACUAAUGUAAAAGUUGUCUGUCUUCAUCUUUUUCUGUGAUUGUUCAGGUAACCCGGGCUGUUCAAACCUGGUCUUCAAGACAACGGCGGCAGCAGUGGUGAAGCUGACAGCUGGAAUGGACAAAGAAAUUCUCUUGAACAGCUUUUACUGUGUAAUAUUUUGUGUGUUUGUGAUAUAUUUAUUGUACUUUUUAAAGAUGUAUAGUCUUUCAUGAGUACUGGCUUUAUUUUUUAUAUAUAAAGUUGUGUGUGACUGUGUUAAACCACAACACUUGCUGCCUUUUUAUUAACACGGAAGAGGUCAGCUUGUUUAGCUGAUUCUUUAGAAAACAGACCAAGGAGGAUGUGAGGCGUAUUUAGGGGAACAAAAACCACCUUUUGCUCCAUGUAAGGUGGUUACAGGCAGGAUGUUACUAGUGAAAAGUUGAGGUGUAUAAUCUAACUAUUUAAUAAAACUAUCAUUUUGUUAUAUGGCAUAUACUCAUGUUGUAUUUGAGGCAUUAACUGCAAUUUUAAUGCAAGAGACAUGAAACCAAAAUCCACCUCAUGUUGCGCUUGUGGAGCCCAGGCAUGCAAAGAAGGGUUUUGGAGCCAGGGGAUUGCAGUCACAGCCUUCCUGCUGACCAAAACAUGCAUUAAACUGAGUGAUAAACCAGCUCAGGUUGAUCUAGUCCAUUAAUUCACUCAGUCAUACUCAGCUUGUUUAAAAAAAAAAAAAAAAACACUUGUAUAGAGGAGCUGCAUCCACUGACAAUGUUUUCGUCAGAGUGCUUUUUACUUGUUUCUAGGUAACAUUCACUUCCACUUCCCUCCAUGAUGACUGUUAAAUCUAUUUUUAAACUCUGUUUGUGCUUCACUUGUGCUUUCAUUAAGUGCAACUUUAAAACAAAAGUGUCAAAUCAAUUUAAAAAAAAAAUGGCAUUUGCUGCAUCUCCAGACUUGAACCUUGAAAACACAAGUAUUGUAAGCUUCUCCUCCUCACAUGUUGUUCAAAAAAUCUGUUUGUAUCUGAGUAUCUGAGUAUCUAAAACCACUGAAACCACACUAGAUCAAACCGCUCAAGAUGAACUAGACAGUGUUUUCAUCAUUUGAUGUACAUCCUAUUUGCUUCUUCUCAACAUGUUUGUCGAUUGUAUUGGUGUAUGUCGUAUUAGGCAAACCAGGAGAUGGCCCAGUAGUAAUGAACUGAAGGGAAGGAGGCAUGUCACCACCUGCUAUCAAGAAGGCAGACAUACUUUAGUCAAUAAAUCCAUUUCCGUACAUUGUAGUAAACUGGGACACGGACAGUAGUCCAGUUAACCACCCAAUCAGGUUUAACUUAACAGCGUUGUAGACGCUGCAAACAAAGCUGCAACAGAAGGAGAAACAAAGUGAAGCUGUCAAAUCGUAAUCAGAAAAGUGACAGAGUUGGAAAGUUGUAUUUCUUUUGGACAUAAACCAGUAAGCCUCUUGCUAACUUGUUUGUCACAGUUCGCUCAUCUUGACUAAAUGAUCCUGUAACUGUAGCUCAGCUAAACUGUGUAUAUCAACACACUUUGUAUAUUGUGACUUCCAUUUGAACUAAUAGCUUAAGGUUGGUAGUUUGACACACAUUUGACUCUAUGAGCACAAGUAUCUCUGCUGGAAAAACGGGCAUUUUAGCUCUGGGCUUAUUGAGGCCUUUUGGCUUUUGCUGUCAGUCUAAACCGCAGAGUUUUUUUUUUUGUUUGCAUAUGCUGCAAUAUCAGACGUUGCGGUUUGUGGUUGUGCAAGUUUCAGCACCUUGUAAACAAAGUUAUACGCCCAUGUUUUUGCUGAUUUUGUCCUACACAUGUGAGGCUUUUAGCUUUUCUCUUUCCAGGCAUUUCCAACUGCGAAUUAGUGUCGAAUGUAAAAGAACAGCUGUGAACGCUGCACCCUGUGAAUGACUUCAUCUGACACCUUCUGUGGCAGAGGUUUCAGGCAUUAAAAAUAACUGUAGAAAUAA
Messenger RNA from Xyrichtys novacula (pearly razorfish), 5509 nucleotides. The record is from the annotation of a GenBank genome assembly. Lineage: Eukaryota; Metazoa; Chordata; Actinopteri; Labriformes; Labridae.